Messenger RNA from Huiozyma naganishii CBS 8797, 486 nucleotides. RefSeq names its product cytochrome c oxidase subunit IV (gene COX4). The transcript has a single exon. Lineage: Eukaryota; Fungi; Ascomycota; Saccharomycetes; Saccharomycetales; Saccharomycetaceae. Gene Ontology annotation, biological process: mitochondrial electron transport, cytochrome c to oxygen. The record is from RefSeq and is a predicted model, not a curated record. The coding region runs from base 1 to 486 and encodes 161 amino acids. Gene Ontology annotation, cellular component: mitochondrial envelope.
AUGCUAUCUUGUGUAACGAGGAGAUUUGCGAUGCGUGCCCCUCGUAUUGGGCAGCGGACGCUGUGCAGUUCGCGGUUACUGUGGGAACAAGCGAAGCCGCCCGUGAGGAAGACUAUGGCGAGGACACUCGCUGAGGUGGACGGUGAGGAGACUUUGGUGGGUCCCGGUGCGCGGCCGGGGACUGUCCCCACCGACUUGGAGCAAGCUACUGGGCUGGAGCGUCUGGAGUUGCUCGGGAAGCUGGAGGGGAUCGACGUGUUCGACACGAAGCCGCUCGACGCGUCGCGGACGGGCACGCUCGCGGACCCGAUCCUCGUCGAGUCGUACGACGACUACCGGUACGUCGGGUGCACUGGGAGCCCCGCAGGGUCGCACACCGUGAUGUGGCUGAAACCGACCGUGGGCCAGGUGGCGCGCUGUUGGGAGUGCGGGUCCGUGUACAAGCUGAACCCCGUGGGUGUGCCAGAUCCUAGCCACAGCCAUUGA